AUGCGGCCCCUGCAGACAGCGCCCCUCCUCCUAGAGCAGGCCCACACAACGCUCGCCGCGGAGGCGCGUAACAGCGCAGGCUGCAGCGGCGGGGGAGAGGGCGCCAAGGGCAUCAGCGGGCCCCCCGCGCCGCCCACACGCAGAACCCACCACAGGCACCAUGCAGCUCCCCCGGCACGUAAAGAGCCGCACUGCCCGGUCGUGAGAAUGCGGCGAGAUGCCCAUUUCACCAGACACCCGCUUGCAAACGUUGAGUGCGGACCCUCGAAGGGGUGGGGCAGGCGAGCGGGGUGGGGGUGGGCUGUGCGCAGGGCCCGCAGCAGCGGCGGGGGCCGCCCCCUCGGGCACCGCGCCAGGGAUCCACCCGCCCCCCCCCCGGAGGUGCGAGGGGGGCGCGGCGGGUUUGCUUAUAUAAUGGCCCUGCUGGCUGUUGGGAGCGCGGCGGGCAGAGGCCGCCUCCGCCGCCACCUGCAGCAAUCCGGGCCCGAUUACGGCGAGGAAGAAGAUUCACGUCUGAGCGCGCAACGAAGACGAGCAGGAGCUGAGGGUCAGCCUCGUGGCCGCCGCCGCCCCGCCCCUUCUCCCGCCAGCUGCGCUUGGCCCCGCCCCCUGUGGCUGGCCACGAGUGGCCCCGCCCCCUCAGCGGCCAAUCCCCGCUGCCCGGCUGGAGCACGGGCCCGCUCGGGCACCGCCCCCUCCCCCCGAUUGGCCCAUUUGAACGUCGUCAGCCCAACGUCGCUCCUCCGAGGCGCCGGCGAAGAACAAGCCCUCGAGCCCCGCCCGGCCCCGGCCUUCCUCUUCCUCAUGGAGGCCCCCCUGCCCGCCGCCCCGAGUGUUGCCGCCGCCCCGCAAGAGGAGCGACGGCGGAAAUUGCAGGAAUAUUUAGCAGCCAAAGGAAAGGUGAAAGUGCCAAGUACCAAGCCCUACUUAAAGGACAAGACCAAUCAGCAGAAGCAACCGGCUUCCUCCAAGCCCGAGCUCGCUGUCAAGUGGCAGAAAAAGGUCAUCCCGAGCACAGGCGGAGGAGCACAGGCAAGGGAGACGCAGUGGUCAGUCCCUGCUGGCCAAGGUUGGCCAGGCAGGUCCUCGCGUGCCUCUGCGUCUCAGAAGCCCAAAGCAGCAACCUCACAGUGCCUCACAGGGAAGAAGGUGUUGGUGCAGCCGCCUCCCUCCCUCCCCUCUGCGAGACUCCGCUCGGAGAAGCUGAGCUGCACUGGGGCCUCCUCCUCCUCCUCCAAGUGCCCUCUACGCCAAGGCAGGGAGUCCAGAAAGCGAGAGGCAGCCCCAGCUCCCAGGAGCCAGACCCACAGCCUGGCAGACAGGAGCCAUCCCUUGAAGAAAUGGCGAGGGCAGGCGGAGUACAACCGAGAGAACCUUCCUGCGUGGGGCGGAGCUCCUCCCACACCUCAGCAGCAGAAGGGGGUCCUCCGACCUGGCCUCAAAGCCGAGACUCGGCUGGCUUCCAAGCAGGCCGUGAAGAAGAGCAGCCAGGCGGUGGGCUGGGCUUCGGGAAGCAAGAGGCCUGAGAAGGGCCCAGCCCGGCCCUCUCCAGCAGCGGAGGCUCAGUGCCAGGCUCCUGCCAGAGGACCCGCAGCUGCUCUGGGAGGGAGGGCCUGUGGAGGCUCAGUGGCCCGGCCUGCUCUUUCUAGGCCAGUCAUGAAAAGCCGAGACCGGCGGGCUGCUGGCGUGCUUGGCCGAGAGGAGGGCCUCACCGGAAGGAGGGCUGCAGCCCAGUCCCGCUCUCGCGAAGCCUCUGCUGAGCUUCAGAGGGGGCCCUCCAAGCUGCAGGCGGAUGCUUGCCAAGUCCUGCAGGAGAGAAGGCGCCCCAAGCGUUCAGCUUGGGAGGUGGAGCGGAGAAGCAAGCGGGAGAGGCGCCAUUCGGUUGCUUGUGGGGGCACCCAUGGCCACGGAAGCCCCGCAGGCAAGAGCCGCUGCAGCCACACACUCGGACCGCCCCCCAGGACCUCUGGAGUGCCGCCCAGGCACCUGGUCUCUGCACAGGCAGCGCUUGGCGCUCUGGGCCGUGGAAGGGGCCUGCCUGAGGCGAGGCAGCCGGCAGCUGGGGCAGGCCAGGAGCUCCGGACCCCACGUACCCAGGAUCGGAGGCAGCUGCUGGCUCAGUGGUUGGCAUCCCAGGGGAAAAGCUACAAGCGGCCCCCAAUGACCCUGCCUGCCAAGAAGCCGCAGGAGGCACAGAGGCGCCGGAGCCUGGCCUGGAGAGGCCUGGAGGAGGAGGAGGAGCAGCUCAGCUUGGCCGAGAAGGUCACCAGCCUCUUGCGGGAGUACCUGCAGCUGGCUGAGGAGGGAUUCCCUGCAGCAGAGCUCUUGGACAUGCUUUCCCGCACGCCAGAGGCAGAGAGGUUUGCCCAGUUUUGGAUCUGCAAGGCAAAGCUGCUAGCCCGGCUUGGCCCGUUUGACGUGAUCGGGCUGUAUGAAGCGGCUCUUUGCGCCCGGGCUGCGCCAAUCCAGGAGCUGCGAGAUGUUGUCCUGGAGAUGCUGAAGCAUGCAGGCAAGACAGCCCAAGCACCUCUUGCAGAAGCCAGGCCUCUCCCCGAGGAGAAGUGGGCAGAGCCCAGCACCCCGCAGGCCGGGCAAGGACCGGUCUCCAAGCCUCUCUCGGCAGUCAAGCUCCAAGUGGCCCCGCUGCUCAGAACGAAGGAGCCAGGCACCAGGCCAGCCGUGAAGCUCCUCACUCCGGUGCGGCGCUCGCUGCGGAUCGAGGGCGCUGCUGCCGGCUACCCCCCGAUGCUGAAGGACCACGACCCCCUCGUGUCUUCCCUGGACGAACUGCUGGCCACAGAUACCGAGAGCCGGUUUGUGUUUCGGAAGAACGAAGCUCUGUCUGAGGAGGUGGGGAGGGCCCUGCUGGGGCUGUGACCUCCCUUGCACCCGAGGCCGCCCCCGCCCCGGGCCAGAUUACGGUGUGAAGGCAGUCUUGUCUUGCAUAAACGCUCCCAGAGCUUGGACACCUUUA
Hemicordylus capensis (graceful crag lizard) is the source of this 2974-nucleotide messenger RNA. RefSeq names its product cytoskeleton associated protein 2 like (gene CKAP2L). The record is from RefSeq and is a predicted model, not a curated record. The coding region runs from base 1 to 2877 and encodes 958 amino acids. NCBI's taxonomy places the organism in Eukaryota, Metazoa, Chordata, Lepidosauria, Squamata, Cordylidae. The transcript is spliced from 10 exons. Gene Ontology annotation, cellular component: cytosol; centrosome; mitotic spindle.